GCGGACGUCCCGGACUCCAAGAUGGCGUCAGUCGUACCAAUGAAGGAGAAGAAACUCAUGGAUGUCAAAAUAGGGGAGCUGCCAAAGUGGAUACUGAUGCGGGAUUUCACCCCUAAAGGCAUUGCUGGAGCAUUUCAAAGAGGUUAUUACCGGUAUUACAACAAGUACGUCAAUGUGAAGAAAGGGAGUGUCGCUGGGGUUUCCAUGGUGCUGGCAGCUUAUGUGCUUUUCAACUACUGCUGUUCCUACAAGGAACUCAAGCAUGAGCGGCGACGCAAGUACCACUGAAGAGGGCUCAGUGUGGAGGACACACACUGCAUUCCUGACUAUGGCCUUUGCCCAGCACCCCUGAAUUCUUUCGUAUCCUAAUUGACACCUAAGAAAAGAUGACCGGACUGC
Messenger RNA from Rhinolophus ferrumequinum (greater horseshoe bat), 399 nucleotides. RefSeq names its product ATP synthase subunit f, mitochondrial-like. The transcript has a single exon. The record is from RefSeq and is a predicted model, not a curated record. Gene Ontology annotation, biological process: proton motive force-driven mitochondrial ATP synthesis. Gene Ontology annotation, molecular function: proton-transporting ATP synthase activity, rotational mechanism. Lineage: Eukaryota; Metazoa; Chordata; Mammalia; Chiroptera; Rhinolophidae. Bases 22 to 288 code for a protein of 88 amino acids.